GGCGGAUGUCUCAAAAUUGUCAGCCCUUGUCCUUGUAGGUGACUUUAACCUGCCAGAUAUCUGCUGGGAGCUCAAUACUGCAGAGAAGAGACAGUCUAAGAAUUUCCUGGAGUGUAUAGAGGACAAUUUCCUUCAUCAACUGUAGGGCCAUGGAAGGAACAGAGAUGUCACCAAGUGUUAACUCAGAGGAGAGCAGCGUGUUGGACCUUCCCUCUAUUUGUGAUCCGGCAGAGCUCUUCGUGCCUCCAUGCAGUGCUGAAAACACCGAGGAACUUUAUCGUUCUGUGGAUGCUUUUCCCUCUCUGCCCACAGGAGAGAGCAAUCUACCAUCUGCAGUUCCUGUGGGCUCUUCUGAUGAAGGCUCUGAGAAAGCAAACGUGAGAUGUUAUCCAAAAGCAAGGCUGUGUGAGCCCACAGAACCUGACAAUGCUGUGCUCUCAUGGAUGUACAAACGGGACGGCGCUGAAGACCCCAGCAUCAGGAAAUCUCUCGAUGACUUCUACAAGAUGUAUUGCAAAAAACAACCAGGGAGAAUGGAUCCGACUUACGAGACUGCAUCACGGUGUCUGUCUCAGAAGAUUUUGAAGCUGGCAAACCGGGAUGGAACUAAAUAUGCGUCACGUUGCCUACAAGUGGCACAGUUGGUCUUGAACAGAGAUGGGUGCAAGAUCUUUCCAAACCACCCUACUUCUGCCUGUUUUUCAAAGCCAGCUGAAGGAGGAGUCUUGUUGGAAGACAGAAAGAGAACACCUGGGCUCUCAGAUGACAUCCUGCAAUUCCUCUUGAAACAAACACGGGCAGAACAUAGCCCUGACGUGUCACACGAGAAGUGAGCAAGGCAGUGGUUUGUUGCUGUCAUUGUAGCUUGGCUUUCACUCUAAAAAGAGGUGUCUUUCUUAGAAAGACACUCUUCUCCUUGCAUCACCUUCAACACCAGACACUCCAUGGAGGGGCUCACCUGGAGCAGACCUUGCCGCCUUGUUCUCUGCAGGGCAGCACUGCACAAGGAGCACCUGUGGUCCCCAUGCAACUGCUUGGGAUGUGUGGCUAAUCGGGAUGGGUGAUGCAGUGUUUGUUGCUGUGACGUCAGACAUGAUAAUUUAAAUCUACCAGGCUUUUAAAUUGACCUACAUCCCUACCCCAGCUGAAUCGUGGCCCUGCCCAUAUUCAGCCCCUGUGUAGGCAUGGACGUCCAAUUGCUGUUGAUUAUAACAGACUGUUUGAAUGAACUUGGCAUGGUAUGCCCCAGAGCUAGGGGGGAUAGAGAGGGAAGCUUAACAUUUUAUUCUAUUCCUGGCUGAAACUAUAACGUGUAUGCCUCCACUGGGGUGCCUGUUAGCUGUAUGUGUUUACCUACAGACAUAUGAUCCCACAGAUCAUGACUGCAGGGCAGGUGAGCUUUUCCAAGAGAAAAAGUGUGUGUGUGCAUGAGAAAGAGAAAAUAACAGCUUCUGAGCAUGUUCCAUGACAGCACUUCGGUCCUUUUUACCAUCACCCCUCCAACAACCUUCAGUUCUUUUCUGUCUUUCAUGAUGGUGCUAAUGAGAUCCCUGGAGGAAUGCUCCCUUUAAAAUGAAACAGAUCUCUCAGAGUCCAAGAAGGCUGACGUCAGUCAGCAACAGAGCAGUGAACCCCCACACAACCACCUGAGGUCUCUCUCUUGGAGGUCCUCCUUGCUCAGUGGCUUCUUUGCUGCCUUGCUCCCUCUGCCAGGCAGACAAAUGUCCUUGUGCUUGUUUUCCACCCACUGGCUUGUCCCCUGAAAGAGAGGUUUGCUGUAGUGAUGUUGCCUGCUGACUGGGGAGGUCAUUCUCCAGUGUGGAUGUGAUCAAAGAAGCACAGAGUGCAAGAGGAUGGGAUAUGCUUAAGGUGACAACAUGUGGGCAGGGCAAAGAAGGACGGACGGACAGUCAGGGUCUCAAAGGUUAACAUUAAGGUUCUCAGCUAAUAUGGUUAGUCCAGUACAGCCACACUGCUUACACCAGUUUUAGUAUUUGAUCUUCACUGUUUCAGUUUGGAGACAGCUCUUACCUUGCCAGCCCAGUUGCUGAACCAUCAGUUCCAUUUCCACGCUGGCCAGAUACCGUGAUGGGUUUUGGUGUUCACGCACACCAGAUUCCCUGCUUCAGUUCCCUCACAGGGCUGCUAUUCCUGCCUUGCUGCCCCUGGUAGAUUGGCACAGCAGCUGUGCUCUGCAGGUGUUUCCAGCAUAGGCAAUGGAAAUUUGGCUGCUGACUUUAUUCAGAACAGGAAGAGGCCCUGCUGGCCCAGCUGGCUGCAAGUUAUGGCCAAGGUCUUAGGUCUCUGUGCAAAUAGAUUUAUACUGGAACUGCCUGCUUUAGUUUCCUGUCCUUGAAUCAUCAUGGAACUGAUACACCUGGCUUCUUGGUGGUUCUGCUUGGUGUUUUGCUUGCUUGCUUUUAUGGCAGAGGUGCAGUACAUGUGCUGGAGGGCACGCAAAAUAUUGGAGCAGACCCUCAGCUGCUCCCCUGCUGCUCAAGUUAACGGUGCUUGGGAAAAAAAAGAGUUGAGGUGAGAAUGCAGCAUCAGUUCUGUAGCAACAAAUAAAUCCACAGGUGCUGGUGCAUCAGAAUCCAGAUGAAAGCAUUCUGCACGCAAAAACUAUAGACAAAGGUAGUACCAACUAGUUUGGCAACAGAUACAGCUGGAAAAAGCAAAGGUGCUCCUGAGUGUGCUGUCAGUAAUUACAGUAACACUACUGGCCUCUCCCUGCCAGCUCACGUUGCUUAACCACCACAAAUCUGUCACAGCUACAAGGGCAUGAAUACUGACAGAUAUAGGGAGCUAUUGCUAAGGAGGGACAGGGAAGAAGGAAAAUCUUCAGCAUGAAUCAGAUAGUGUUGCUUUUAAUUUUCUACCAGCAUUUAUGCUGUUCCACACAGCUAAAUUAGUUGCUGUGCCACACCCUUUAAAUGCCAUUUUAAGGGAAAUAACCUCCCAUGAAGACAGAGAUUGAGAAAUCAGAGGUCUGCAUCUGAAUCCCUUUAGUUGCUGUGUUUGGUUUAGUGAUGAAUUGGUCUGUUGUUUGGGUUAGCUUUGAAACCAUGUAGUCUCCUAUUCAGAAUUUUCUUUAAAAUGACCAAAGAUUUGCAAUUUCCACAAAGAAAGCUUGCCGCAAAAUAUGAAGUUCCUGUUCUUUUAGUAGAGUCCUGCUGCUGCUCAUGUUUGAGAGAUACCUACUGGGUUUUGAUGGAAAAGAAGCCCUGAUUGACUCUAGUCUGACCCCAGAUUAGCUCUAGAGACAGACUGAGUUUUCCCCACUCAUAGCAAAUGUGAUGUGUCUGCCUGGAGCCCCUCUUUGGGGUGUACACAGGGUGCUCCUCCUGAAGCCUGAUUAACCUGAGCUGCCAUAAUUUUAUCCCCUUUUCGAAUAAGAUAUAAAAAUAUUCAAGGGAAUAGCUGUUAAUUUGUAUCAAGUGUUUUAAAUGAUGGCAAAAUGCACACCAGGGGCCAGAGGGGAGGAGAAGCACCUUCAGUGAGCUCAUUCUUCUGCUUCAGCUCCUCUGUGCUCUCGGGGCUGCACAGCCGCUGCCUUCAACAUCCCAGUUUUCUCAUUAGAAAUUUCUGGAGCAGCAAGAAGAGAGAUAAGAGGACUCAUUACUCUUGAACCCUUUAGGUAAUGAGAUGCAAGCAGUGACAAAAUAAAGAAUGGGUGGCUGCUGAAAGAGCAUGAAGAUAGAUACUGGCAGAGGAAAGCGUGAAACUCUUUAAAAUUAAAGACCAACGUAGGCAGAACAGACUGGAUGCAGCUGAAAAAAUCUGGAUUAUGACUCAUAUCUACAAAUCUUGGCUGGCAUCUUGCAGAGGACAUGGUAAGCUCUGUGCUAAUGAAGCAUGCAGUCUUUUGAAAAGUUUGCACCCCCUGCAGUCAGGAGUGCCUGCAGUUUUGUGUGCUGCUCAGUUCCAGUGUCCUGGAGGUAUGGCCACACAUGGCUUCUUUGAGGUGAAAAGACAGUCUUCUUGCAUGUGAAGUACCAACAGUAGUACAAAGCCCUCACAGAAAUGUCCCGUGUUCUGUCCAUUUCUCCCCAGCCUGUGCAAUAAUCUCUGGGAAACUGAGUUUUUUUCCUGAGGAGUGAAAUGCUUUCCUCUCUCCCUGAUUUGCCCUUGACUUAGCUUUGACACUUCUAUGCUUUCAGCACUUAUCAGAGCACAAAUCAUCUUCUCAGAGGCCCUUUGCUGUUGGGUUCUCUCCCUUCACUUUGUUUGCUUCUCUGCCUUACCCCAUCACUUCAUUUUUUUCCUCCACUGCAGUAUAUAAGGCAGGAAAUAACCUGUUUUCCUGAAGGCGAGGAACCAGGUGAUGCUGGACCGUGUUGUACCCAAACAUGCUCCAUCCACCACCCUGAGCUGCUUUGGUUCCAGCUUUCCAAAGCAGACUCAGCUGUAACCAGUGAACAUUUGGCUGCCAGGCAGAAAUAUGCACCUGAAGUUACAGUCUCCGUGGAACUCCCCUGCCAGUUGCUGCCUGUGCUGUGCACACACUGGUCAAGGUGUCCUGCAAGUUGCCCCUUUGUGCGUUCCUCUGAGUUGUUGUCUUUCUCCUGCUCUAGGACAAGCACAGUUUGCUGCACAGCAGGACUGGCUGAGCAGAGCUGCCCAUCAGGGUAGUCCUGCGUACUCCCAGUGCCCCCCUGCCCUGCUUCUUGUCUACUUUAAGACCUGUAGGUGGGAAUUUUCCCAGCUUUCCCUAAAUAAUGGUGCUGUGGCUCAAGAGGAGGAAGAGCAGGGACUCUUGAUUCCUUUGCUUUCCUUCAGGGAAUGUUUUCCCGUUUGUGAUCCUCCUGAGGAAAGAGGCUCUGAUGGACUUGAACUGGGCGGUGUUCUAGAUGGGGAACUCACCCUAACUCCCCAGUUUGCUGGUUUCCCCAGCACUGAUGGUUCUCACCUCCACUGCCAAAGCCAGCUGCUGUCACCUCUGCUCAUCCCCCUGUGUGCUCUGGUAGCAUGUGGAGUCUGCUUUUGCAAAGGCAUUUGGUGGCUUACAUUGCGGAACAAAUUCAAGGGUUUUUGUUUUCCUUCUGCUUGUUCAAGGCUCACAGCAAAGGGCCAGCUCUGAGGCUAGCUUAGGAUACCACCUGAAAACCUACAACACCUUUCAGGGCUGUGGGUGUACAAGAACCCCUCAAGAUCUUCAAGUGAAAUGUGUAAGUGAAGUAGAAGAUGGGGAGUAACAUCGGUCCUAUAGGGUAUGACAAGCAAGGCCAAAAUUGAUCUGUCAUUGCCAAGUAGUAGGAGCACAGGACAUGGUGAGGACUUGACAGCCAUUUCCCAGAGAUUUUUCUGAUGCAUAGCCCAGGUCCAAAUCCCACCCACGGUCUGUUAGAGAUGUGUGCACUUUGGAUUGGGUAUUUUCCACCUGAGCUUGACCAGCGUCCUUCAGUGUCUCAGAGAGGUGACUCAUACUGCUGCAGGCACAAAGCCCUCUGCCCAUGCACACCAGACACCUGAAUUGCCUUGGGGCUCAUCUUUGGACUAGGUCUGGCAGGCUGCGAGUGCUGCCUCUGUUCUCAGAAUACAUAAAUGCCUGAUCCAAACUCUUUUGUCAUCCUUGACGAAUCCUCCUGCUAUUAAGUCAUUCCCCACUUUCCUCAGCUCAGAGCUUCUCCAGAAUGUUUGAUAUCAAUGGCCUCUCUGAUGUUUACUCCAAGAGAAUUUUUGUUUUCCCCUCCCACACGGCUGCCAGUGGGAGGUACUGAUUCGUGCCAACGACCUACCCAGUCCUGGAGCCCAGAGGCAGCCGGGGAGAGAGCUGAGCUCCUGUGACAAGCAGGUCCUCAGCAGGUGUCAAUGAAGCGAGUGGAGACAGGGCCAUUUACGCCAGUGGAGGAUUUUCCCCCAGGAGCUUGAGGUGUUUUGGUUUGCCUGGAUAUUUUCAGGACAUAUGGUUGUUAAAUUCGGUGUUUUGUAUUCGGUGUACAUCCUGUAUAAACGUGUCUGUUGGGCAUUGGUGAUUUUGUGUGGGGCAUAUGUUUUCCCAUAAUACAGAAGUUCACUUUAAAAAUACCCUCUUCUGUAGGCUUUCCCUAAUGACUAUUUUCCCACACACAUCUAUUAGGCAACAACAUAUGCCAGCAUUUCUUCCUUAAAAGUAAAAUCUGGCACAUACAUUACACACAGAGCAUGAAAUAAUAAGAUGUGAUUAAAACAGUAGCUGGAGCUAACCAAAGCCAGAAAAUCGUGGCUGAAAGGUCAGACUUUAUUUAAAUUGCCUUUGCAAUGGCCUCUUUGUUUGCAGGUGCUGUGAAUUGAGAGGAAAAGUCUUGUAAUGAAAGAACAUCUGUCGUGGAAAAUUUCACCUUCAGUUCAAGCUGAAAAAACUUUCACUUGCCCUAGAAGGUGGGUUCUUGUAAUGGGAAAUGUCAGUCAGCCUUAGGGCAGGUGACACUAUCCAGCAUUGUCUGCAUUUCUGGGUAAGAUAUAGUACAUGAGCCAGAAAUGCUGCUAAAUGGGUGCGAAGAUCAGCACCCCCCAGCCAGAGAAGCGGGAUGAUUCUGUGGUUACAGAUACUGAGGUGGGGAUGCCAUGUCCUGCAACACAUUUUCAGGGUGCCUUUCACUAACUGGUUGGUUCUAAGUUUCCAGCAGCUUGUUUUGGGUAUCUGAGAACUUCAGAGGAAGAGUGAGAGGGCAGGACAUAUGCACUUACAUCUUUGUUUAACAGCAACUCCUCUCAGAAGGCUGCAACUAGAGGCUGAAAUAAUAAUAGAGGUUUUGUGUCUGUGGUCCGGGCCACUUGUUUAACAAGCAGCUCAGCAUGUGUUCUGUGAGGCCAGCUUGUGUUUGCAUCCUUAUCUCCUCAUUUCUUGCUGGAUUUGGCUGGUCCCUGAGAGAGCAUCACUGCUCUGGGCAUGGACUGGGGGCUGAAGGAGUGAGGACACAGCCAAAGCCGGCCGUAGGAUAACUGCUUAUGUGUUCUUUUAAAACACAUCUUUCCUCCGUGGGAUAGCUGGAUGUACACAGGAGUUGCUGUGUUUUGUAUUUAGGGCUGGCUUAUUUUUCUGAUCACAGCUCAGCUGUGCCCAGAUGUUGGUGCUGUAAAGCAGAAAGAGGCGCCUGCAAGUGGAGUUCCACAUGUAGUGAUGAGAAAGGUGUGUACGUGUAGACAAGUCCCAUGUCUAUGUUUCUGUCUCUGGGAGUGUUAAUGCUGCUUGUCUGGUGUUCAAGAACAGACUUAUGGCACGUGAAUUCCUGAGAAAAAAAAUCUCCUGGGAUGACAAGAUACAGAUUGCCAUUUUAAGGCUGGAAGAAUCUUACCAAAGGCAGCAGCAGUGAAUUAUUUAGACUCAAAAUGCAGUGGUGUGCUGGACAAGAAUCAGACUGAUUUCUGUGCCACUUCCUCCUGUUCCCACUUCCACAGAGUGCUAGUGCUUGAUGAGAGGAGAUGGUGUCAGCACCCAGCCUGCUACGAGGGGAAAGAAAUGAAGAUGAUAAAGUCCAGACUUCAGGAUUUGAGUGCAGCAGGCACCCUUGACAGCCCUGAUUGUCCUUAGAGCUACUCAGCCUGGGUGGGACAGUCAUCCACAUGCAGUGCUUGGUCAGCCUUGGGUGCUCCUAACCUUGAAAGGAAGUAUCCUCUUAACUUUGUUCCCAGUGUGAUUUUGCCACACUUGGUCCAUUUGAGCCUAAAUUUUCCACCUGAGGCAGCCACCCAACUUGGAUCUGCCUGGAGGAGGAGGAGGCACGUGAAAACUGGUUUCUUCCAAAGCCAGGACGUGACAACUUUGCAAGGAGGAAAUGUGCAUGUCAUUUCACAUCAAUGCCAUCCUUCCCGUGGUAAUUCCCAGUGUAAUUCCAAGAGCUAAGCUGCAUUUACUGCCUGGAGCAAGCAAGAUACAUCACUGAAGAACUGGAGCUAGAAGGAUCCCGCAUAGAGGAUAAGAAGGUUACAAAAAUCGUAAUCCAAAUGCGAUAUGAACAAGGUGUCUGGUUUCGCCUCCCGGUGUUAAAGGCUGUCUUCUG
Messenger RNA from Myiozetetes cayanensis, 7982 nucleotides. RefSeq names its product shieldin complex subunit 1 (gene SHLD1). The coding region runs from base 150 to 833 and encodes 227 amino acids. Gene Ontology annotation, biological process: regulation of double-strand break repair via nonhomologous end joining. NCBI's taxonomy places the organism in Eukaryota, Metazoa, Chordata, Aves, Passeriformes, Tyrannidae. The record is from RefSeq and is a predicted model, not a curated record. The transcript is spliced from 6 exons.